Molecule: messenger RNA, 819 nt
Organism: Penicillium chermesinum
Lineage: Eukaryota; Fungi; Ascomycota; Eurotiomycetes; Eurotiales; Aspergillaceae
Exons: 2
Coding region: 1-819 (272 amino acids)
Biological process (GO): regulation of transcription by RNA polymerase II
Molecular function (GO): DNA-binding transcription activator activity, RNA polymerase II-specific
Source: RefSeq, a predicted model, not a curated record
AUGGCAACUGCCUCUCCAUAUCUACUUGACAGCAUCCUGGCCUUGGCUGCGCUGCACCUUGCUUCCCUGGAUCCAGAAAAUCGAGACUACUGGUUAGAUGCGGCCAGUAGAUAUCAAAGCCAGUCCUGUUCGGGCCUAAGCCGAACUCUUCCUGAGAUCACCGAGCGGCACUACGAGCCCGCGUUUGUGGCUUCGGUGUUCAUUCUCAUCUUCGCCACCGGCUUCCCGGUGAUAUCCCUCGACGGGGUUCCUGAAGACCCUGUCUCUCGGGUGACAGAAGUGCGGUUGCUGUUAUCAGGGACCUCUAUGCUUUUUCAUCGGAUGAAUGAAAUAGGUGCCGAAGGUGAGCUGGAUGGGUGGCUAGUAAUUGGCCACACCGAAGUACCAUUGAAUGAUCGCCACGGGAAUCAAAACUCACCCAGUCACAGUAAUCUCGUACAUUCUCUUCGACAGAUCGAACCUCUCAUAAUCAACAACGAAUCACCCAACAGAGUGACCUACCAAGCCAGUUGGCAAUCCACCAUCCAGGCCAUUGAACCAUGGCCUAAGAGGGGCCCUCGUGGGGGAAUCAUGGCCUGGCCCCUGUCUGUCACCGAGCAGUACAUUUCGUUGUUGCAGCAAGGUGAUUGGAUGGCCCGGAUUUUGUUUCUCCAUUAUGCCGUGGGGAUGCAUCUGAUGUCGAAACGUUGGUAUGUCCGGGACUGGGGCCGGAGGCUUGUUUUGGGCAUUUUAGAGCACGUGGACGAAGUUCCGCUCACGUGGCGCGAUACUAUUACGUGGAUGAAGCACGGCGUUGAUAUUUCGGAUGGACGGUUAUGA